AUGGUUAGUUGCGAAGUGAUAAGCUCGUUGUUCCAAAUCACCGCGCAUGUUUACGAACCCAUAGCACCAUCCCAAAAGAGAAGUGCAUUGGUUCGGCAUCGCUGGUGGAGCGGGUUUGCGUACCAAAUAUGGUCAAGACUGGAAGCCACAAAGAAUGUUCCUGAGCAGGGGUUUGCUUUUGGAUGCGUAGCCGCCGGUUCCAGUCACAUGGCGUCGCGCACCGUAUGUAGCCCCAUCGGUUUCAACCACAUCAUCGAGAGCGUUCUCUGCGGUGGUCCUUCCGGCGUCGUUCUCCCAAAAGCAGGCUGUCGGAGUCCAUCGGGCGCCCUGGUCGUGGGGCUGUUGGCAAGAAUAGACCAAGGUCUUGGCAGCUACGACAGUGGCGGGAAAGCAUCCGCGGUUUGUAGAAACGCUGGUCCAAUGCAGAAAUGUGCGGAUGAUCUCCGGGUAACGCACACCGCCGCAGUAACCUUGAGAGCUGUUGGUCUAUGGCUGCGGCUGUUCUUGACUGGCGCUGUCGGGAUACCGAAACCUAUCCUGUACGCAUUAGCCAAGGAUUCAAAGCUUCCACCUCUGUACUCGCGAUUCCACCAGUAUGAGUUGUCUCUGCCUCAACACCACCUCGACCCAGCUUCGCCCAAUGCUGCUGAGACACAGUACUUCUGGAUAGCUAACCACAUGACACGCAACGGCUGGGGUAAUGCCAUGCAAGAGCUGCUCCUAAAUUCAUAUCUUGCCUAUCGUGCCAACCGUUCAUUUGUGUUCAACAACUUUACCUGGGACGAAGGUGUAUCAGACUACUCGAUCUAUAACCUGAAACCUAUCCCCUCACGAAUUCCGCUCACUGCUUUGAUUCGAGGACCAACUGUCGGAGGACCUUUCCCUCCGGGCGACCACGCACCUCUCGCUGUAAUGAAGGAGUUCUGGGAUACAACAUGCCAAAAUCCUACGGUUAUUGACAACAACGCCGUCGUAGCCACCUGGGGUGGCGAAGAUCCGACCUCCCAAGCCAUUGUUGACAAGUGGAUAGGGCUACUUGACGCGAGCCAUGAUCGCUGCGUAGAAGUGGCGAAAGAUCCUCGUCAAUUGUUCGAUAUCUGGCUUCUCCAAGAUGGCAACCGUCUUCUAGAUCUCUGGCCUGCGUUCUCCCAGUCGCCCAUCCUUCGACACUUCCGAUGGUCAGAUCUAGUCGAGCUAGCCUUCGACACCAACCGCGAAGUCUUCGCCCCCUCCAACACCGUUGAGUUCAAUUUGAUGUCAGUUCCUGACAACGUCCCAAGCCCAGAGCGCUACACAGUAAUCCCAGGUCUGCUCGCUCUCCACAUCCGGAGAGGCGACUUCAUCAGGCACUGCAAACGGCUCGCCGGGUGGAACGCGAACUUCGUUGGGUACAACGCCUUCCCAUCUCUCCCAGACCGUGAGCUGCGCCCCGCGGACUUGGACCCUGGGGCCUUGGACGAGCUAUAUCGAGUCCGAUGUUUCCCCGAAAUUGACGAAAUCGUGCGGAAGGUGGAGAACGUGCGCAGCACCGAAGCUGGGCGUGGGAUGCAGCAUCUCUAUAUCAUGACCAACGCGCCGGCGGACUGGAUCCUCGAGCUGAAGGCAGCGCUGCAACAUGUCGGGACAUGGGAGAACAUCGCGAGCAGCAGAGACAUACUCGUGAAUAAGGAGCAGGAAUAUGUAAAGCAAGCCGUGGACAUGCUCAUUGGGCAGAGGGCACAGGUGUUCAUUGGCAACGGCGUACGUCCUUGUGCAUUCCUUUUCUGGCGGCUAUUUCUCACUGUCAUUUCCUGA
Postia placenta MAD-698-R-SB12 is the source of this 1794-nucleotide messenger RNA. RefSeq lists its product as hypothetical. The record is from RefSeq and is a predicted model, not a curated record. The coding region runs from base 1 to 1794 and encodes 597 amino acids. Lineage: Eukaryota; Fungi; Basidiomycota; Agaricomycetes; Polyporales; Adustoporiaceae. The transcript is spliced from 8 exons.